AUGAUAAGAACAGAUUAUCCAAUCGAGGAUCAAACCGAAGAAUAUAAUGAAGGCGUUUUCAUGGUUAACGGAGAUGAUGACACAGCAUUCUUUAACCUUGAUCUUGGAGGAUCCUCAACAUUUGGAAAGAAGAAACAAUCUUCUGGAACAAUGGGCGGUUUUGUUAGAAAUGAAUGGAAGAAUCGCGAUACAACUAUUGCAGCAGCUGCAAAAUCUACAAUUGAUCCUUCAGCUAGUUGCUCCAAAAAUUGUGAUGCAUGUGCACUUUCAUUUUUAUGCAAAUCGUCAUUCAAAGGCUUAUCAUCGUUAGGUGGUGGCAAUUUCAUUCCAAAACUCGUCUAA
Messenger RNA from Trichomonas vaginalis G3, 342 nucleotides. RefSeq lists its product as uncharacterized. The coding region runs from base 1 to 342 and encodes 113 amino acids. Lineage: Eukaryota; Parabasalia; Trichomonadida; Trichomonadidae. The record is from RefSeq and is a predicted model, not a curated record. The transcript has a single exon.